This is a messenger RNA of Prunus dulcis (almond), 592 nucleotides long. RefSeq names its product transaldolase-like. The coding region runs from base 77 to 592 and encodes 171 amino acids. Gene Ontology annotation, biological process: carbohydrate metabolic process. Gene Ontology annotation, cellular component: intracellular anatomical structure. The transcript has 6 exons. Lineage: Eukaryota; Viridiplantae; Streptophyta; Magnoliopsida; Rosales; Rosaceae. The record is from RefSeq and is a predicted model, not a curated record.
AUAAAAACAUGCCUCACUGAUCCGCCCAAAUAACUUCCAAGUUCCAACUGCUACCGAUUUCGAGCGAAGCCCAAAAAUGUCAGUCUCUUUGCAAUCUCCGCCCUCCUCAGCUGUCUCGUCUUUCCAGGGAACAAGGCUGAGGUUUUCCAAUGGAUCUCCAGCUUCCAAUCUGCUCUUCAACUUCCAGCGAUCAUUUCCUGUCAUUCGGGCCUCCGCUCUCGACACCGGUUCAACCACAGAAUUGGACCUCGUCUCUAGCUUCAGUGAGAUCGUUCCAGACACCGUCAUUUUCGAUGACUUCGAGAGGUUUCCUCCAACCGCUGCUACAGUGAGCUCUUCCCUACUCUUGGGUAUAUGUAGCCUCCCUGACACCAUAUUUAGAAAUGCUGUGGAUAUGGCAUUGGCGGAUUCAGAGUGUAAUAAGCAUGAAAACUCCGAAUUGAGAUUGUCAUGUUUCAGUAACAAGGCUUUAGUGAAUGUUGGUGGUUAUUUGGCGAAACUAGUUCCUGGCCGAGUGUCUACUGAGGUGGAUGCACGUCUUGCUUAUGACACGCAUGGCAUUAUCAGAAAGGUAUUCGUUUCUUCCUGGUAA